AUGACGAAACCCACAAAAGAUAAUAAUGACGAUGUAUUAGAUUUUAUCAAUUCAUUACCUGAUUCUAAACCAGGUACUCCCAAACCAUCCAAAACUUCUGGUUCAAAUACAGGAGGAGGCAAUGAUUCGACUGAAAACAAGGAGGAUUUAUUAGAUUUUUUGGAUGAAUUGGAACAACAUGAAAAGACCAAAAAGACCAAAAAACCAUCUAAAUUAGCCCCUAAAACAGCAAGUAAACCAACAAGUAGUGAUGCUGACGAUGAACCAACCACAGGAACUACUACUGAUAAGUCAGACACUACCAACGAAGAUAUUGAACCACAACAACCCCAAGAAAAAACUGAGGAAGAAAGUGAUAAUCAAGAUAUACCUAAUCCAAUUUCCUCAAUUACCAGUUGGUGGAACCUGGAAGGGUCUAAUAAAGUUAAUUCACUUUGGGGAAAAAUUACUGAUAAUGCUGAAAAAUUAUCUGAACAAACAUAUCAAUUGGCCAAUGAUGCAACUAAUCAAUUAAAUACUCGAGCUAGAAACUUAGAUACUGAUCAAAUCACAGGUCAAUUAAAUAAUUUGUUUCACAAUGUAUCCAAUACAUUAAAGCAAGGGUUGAUUGAAGAAGCUGACGAGAUUUUAAAUGUAUCUAUUAUCAAUGAAAUUAAUUAUGAUGCCAUUAAUGUGAAUAACUUGGUAUUAGAUAAUUUCUUAAAAGUAGUUAAUCAAGUUGAAGGUAGAAUUCACGUCAGACUAAAUGAAUUUAAUCAAGGUCAAGAAGAACAGAUCAAAAAGAACCAAGAGGAUCAGGUUGAACAUCAUCAAGAACAAUCAAAUAUAGUUAUUACUUGUAAUGCCAACCAAGAUGAAGAGAAUAAACUUGUUUAUUUCGAAAUAACUUUGAAAGAUAUUACUAAUGGUAUUACUAUCACUAACAAGAGUCAAUCAUUACCAUUACAAUGGUGGAAAUGGAUUCAAGGUGAGAAAUUAGAAUUUGACGAAUCCAUUGAUCCUAAAGAAUGGGUGAAAACUUGGGUCAAGAAUGGAUUGGAUUUGAGUGUUGGAAUACUGGUCCAACAGUACAUUAUUAACAGAAUGGGUGUUUGA
This is a messenger RNA of Candida albicans SC5314, 1095 nucleotides long. RefSeq lists its product as uncharacterized. Lineage: Eukaryota; Fungi; Ascomycota; Pichiomycetes; Serinales; Debaryomycetaceae. The coding region runs from base 1 to 1095 and encodes 364 amino acids. The transcript has a single exon. The record is from RefSeq and is a predicted model, not a curated record.